Anopheles stephensi (Asian malaria mosquito) is the source of this 8283-nucleotide messenger RNA. RefSeq names its product calcium-binding protein E63-1 (gene Eip63F-1). Bases 802 to 1725 code for a protein of 307 amino acids. The transcript has 7 exons. Gene Ontology annotation, molecular function: enzyme regulator activity; calcium ion binding. Lineage: Eukaryota; Metazoa; Arthropoda; Insecta; Diptera; Culicidae. The record is from RefSeq and is a predicted model, not a curated record.
AUGCUGGGAGCUGCACUUAUAGGACGGCGUAAAAGCUCUGUUGCCAAAGGGAAAACUUUCACCGAGGAGGAAAUCAAGGGUUAGUUUUGCGAAGUGCGUGACACGCUGGGUAGCGCGGGUUUGAUUGAUAAGCACAAAGGUCAUAUGCGUUUUGAAAGCUCUCCCCCCCGCAACGAUCGAUCGCAACGAAGGCUAUCGGUCGUCGUUCGUUCUAGUCGGUGUUUUUGCGGUACAGAAAACUCAACCUUGUUGCUUGCUUACAACAGCGACCCAACCGCCGCUUAUCAUCUCUAUCGGUGUGUCUUGUCAACCGUGUCCGGGGAACUAACGGAGUGAUAAGAUGCAUUGCAGAUGAACUGUUCUGUCGGUGGUGAUAGCGAAAAAGAAGGCCAUCAAGUCCUAAAGUGCCCGUACUAUUCGUCACGGCAAGAAAGUUUGCUGUCUUGUAUCUACACAUAUAUCGUCGCCGGUUUGUUUGCAUCAACCCACCACCCAAGCAUCCCAAACCACUGGAGGAGUGAUUUCACGGUCCCCCGGUGGGUGAUGCUGUCUGCUGCUGUCGGCUGAAGGUCGCCAACACUAGCUACGGGCACAGCAAGCUCUGGUACUCUGCUUUCGAUUCUGCUUCGCUUUCGGUCCCGUCUUACCACCACACGACGUACAGUGAAAUCAUAUUAAUCAACAAGAUAAGGAAACCCCUGACAAAGAUCUCAGCGGGUAGCGUCGGAGCGUUUCGAGUGGCGGUCCUCGAGACCACAGCGCACACCCACCCGGGUGGUGGUAGAGGUGGGACAGCAAGAUAUGAGUAGUGGCUCGCGAGCGAUGGGCGCCGAAGGAAACAUGGCACGGGCGAGCAGUAUCGAGCAGCGGACGGAGGUCGCUGACAGCCACUCAGUGCAGCUGUUGGGAACGAUAGAGACGUCGCCAUCGUCAUCGUCAUCGUCGUCGUUACCUGGUGAAGUCAACUUCGGCGGCAAGGAGCACAGUGUGGACAGUAAUUUCCUGACACCGCGCGCGGCACGUGAAGGAACGCCGCCACGGGCGGAUGCGCAGAUCGAAAUAGGUUUACCGCCGCGACCGGCCCCGACCGGAUGUGCCAGUGAUAGUGGUGAAAGAAGCGACAGUACCAACAGCGGUUCUGCCCAAGCGCAACCGACGGCCGAGAACGCCCAGCCCAAGAAGAAGGUCAUCCGGCGCAUCGUAAAGGUCCGGCGCGUCGUCAAGAAGAUGAAGAAGAAGGACGAAAAGUUCUAUCUGCGAACAGCAUUUGACCUGCUCGACCGUGACCAGGAUGGGCACGUGACGCCAGAAGAGCUGCAGUUCAUGCUGCGAAACCUUGGCAUCCACGUGCGGGACGAGCUGAUCGACGAUCUGCUGCGGGAAGCCAGUCGGACAGGCAGCGGACUGAUAGAUGAAACAGAGUUCCUUCAGUGGGUGGCGAGAAUACAGGCCCUAAAAGACGACAGCAACACCAGCAGCAGCAGUAGCAGUAGCAAUAAUCCCGCCCAGUCAGCCGACGACGAUCUCACGCAGGAUCUGGUGGCAGCGUUCCGAGUAUUCGACCGGGAUGGCAAUGGGUACAUAACGCGAGACGAGCUCAAAUCCGCCAUGGACAUGAUCGGCGAAAAUGUGACCGAGUACCAGCUGAACGAGAUGCUGGAACUGGCCGACGCGGACAAGGAUGGCCGAAUCAACUACGAAGAGUUUGCCCGGUUGCUGCUGUAAAAUGCGUCGGCCGCAUGGAUUCCAUCUCGGCAAGGACUUCAACACGUCACCAUCCCCUACAGCCAGAAUCCAGCUUUACAGGAAUUUCUGUACCCAACCUGAGCUCAUCGUGAACAUAUAUUUUACGGAAAAAUGCUUUAAUUAAGAAGAAGGUUUUGCGGCCACUUUUAAACUCCCCAAAAAUAUAGGUUUUUUGUUUGUGUGUACCAAUCGAACUGACUUAGCAAAACUGGCAGCUUGUUUCUGGUUCUUCAACUAAAAUUUCUUUUUUUAGUUGUGGUUUAUUUGUAUCGCGUUACCGAGCAUAGAAUAUGUUUUUAAACACAAGGAAAACUGUAUACAUCUCAACCGUUUUACAUCGCAACGUUAUCGGCCAUUUUGUAUCGCGCGAGGAAUGCGAACGAAAAAACUAAAAAGACAGAAAACCAAAACUGGGGCAAACAAAGCAAAACAAUACCCCCUCCCCAAAAGCGCAUAGUUUAAUAAACACAAGUCCAACCAGUUGUUGUUAUUGAAUGUUGUCUAGCUGUCUUAGCUGUCGUUGUACACCACCGCUAAGAAACUUGGUAGCAAUUAGAGGUUAGAGUGGGUAUCUUUCAUUUUUAUUUUGAGCGCCUUUUUCAGUUCAGUUUGAUUGUUGUCUUUUUGAAACGGGCUAGCGAGCGAUAACGUUUAUCAGAGCAUAUUAAUACACAUAAAUACUCCUAUCUAACUCCUAUUUAAAAAAAAUCCACUAAAUGCUAAUGUAGGUGACACCUGGGUGAAGAAAGAUAAUCCUGCGAGAGCGGGUGGGUAUCAAAUUAUCUUAACCACCUCUAAAACCCAAAAAUGUUUGUAAUUAUCCGUGUAAAAUCAUUACUCAAACUCUUAAAUACUCCUCCUAUUUAACAUUUAAUCACUCCUAUUGCUUCGCUCUAUAUAAUACUGCAAAUAUCACCCAGCAAGGCGGUUUUGCUUUUGGAGGGACAGCAAACGCUCCAAACUAGUGUGUAAGCGGGAGGGAAGUGUGUUUGUUUUUUAAAUUGUGCAGAGAGCUUAGGGACAUUUUUUUUAAUGAGCCAGACCGCCGAAUGAAGGAAUUUGAAUGGCGUGAGUGGUAGUAGAUUGGAUGAUGUUCCUGCACGUGGAGGUGAGUGAAUGAGCGCGAAUGUGUGAAUGACGGGCAGGCAGUUCAUAAUCAUACCUAUAAAAUUAAGCAAACACUGAAACUAUUUAAACACUGUAAGAGUUAAGCAGCAAAACAAAAACUAAACUCAAAUCCAACAGAGAGAAAAAAAAGGUGGGAAAAGCAUCUACGUUUAACGCUACGAAUAUUCGACUAGCUGUGCGCUGGGCGCUGCUGAGCGCUGCGCUGUUGUGCCCCUCCCAGCAGGGACACACACACACACAUAUUGUGAAUAGAAGAUUAAAACUGACUACCUUUCCCGGUGGAAUGGAUCCAUCGCGGAAGGAUUUGUAUUUUUCCUUCAGUUUAAAACUGUGUUUGUGUGUGUUGUUAAAACCGUGUGACUCGUGUGGCGUUGUGUAAAGGAAGAGGAACCUGUUUGCCAACAGUUCGCAUUGGUUUUUUAGAGAUGUAAGAGAGAAAAAUAUAUUGUAAUAUCAUUAUUGAAAACCAUGAAUCAUACGAGGAGGUUAUUUUGUUUCUGUUGCGCACACGUGUCCAAUAUUGUAUUAGCGCCCGUUUGUGCAUAAAAAUAUACAAUUUAUUUUAAAAUAUUUAAAAAAAAAUCCUCCCGAUGGCACAGAAACCCAUAUUAUCCCUGUCUAUGGCUAAAUAUAGCAAACAACACACAAAACCAUUAUUGCUGUGUAGGAAGCGCACAAAUGUGGGUUGGUUUUAAGGAUUAAAAUAAGUUAAACACUUUACUGCUGUCUCUCUGAUUAGCAUAUAGGCUAGACGUUACUAGACGAUGAGUCGAGAUAGCUCUUAUCUUCUUAUCGUUGUGCAAAAAAAUCGUUUUCGUUUAAUUUUCAAUGUAAAAAAGAAAUCAGAAUAGAUCAUCACACAUUGUCUACCACGGUUUGAAAAAUCAAACGUCAAACGUCUUAAAGUGUGCUACACAUUGCUGCUUGAAGAAUCGAUUCAAGCAUCUAAUCGUUACGCAGUUGUUAUUGCUUAAUUGUUACAAAGAUUUACACACAGCCCGGCAUCAGCAACCAAGACAUUUGUUAAUGAAGCAAAAUGUAUAACAAAAAAAGAAAUAACAUUUGUUGCAAGCAUUGUGAGUGUCUUUGCUUUUAUAACAAACAAACAAACGGAAAACGCUGGAUGGAUUGAACGAUUUGAGAGAUGGGGGGCUCAACAGGAUGGAAGGACGAGGAAUUGUACGGACAGCAUAAUAAAGUCAACAGAAAGAACUAAACAAUCGCUGACUGAUUUUUACACCCGGCAGCAGUACCACAACGGACCUGCCCGGCCCGCGUAUUGAACCCCGACGCAGUAUUGAACUAUUCGGAGGUGGCAACAAAAAACUCCACCACCGAAAGUGAAGUGGAAACGUGCACAAUAAACAGAAAACUGGGAGUGGGACAUUUAGAUGCUAGUGUUGUUUAUAGUUAAUAACAAUUUUUAAAAUCGGGGGAAAAUUGUGGCUGCAACUCGUGGCAGCUUUUUUGUAGAAGACGAAUAAAAAAACUCAUUUCAUUGCUCCUUCCAGUCAGUAGUUGGGAGCUAGGCUGAUGAAAUCACAAGCGCCGCUUUUCUAGCUAAAAAUUCCAAAAAUUCUCCUCAACUUGAAAGCUAUUUCCCGCCCAAUUUUGCCCAGCCCGAUUGAAAAGAGGAUAUCCUGAAGGUGAAGAAUUGAUGUACGGCUAGCUAGCUAGCUUAGUAGAAAUGAGCAUGAGCGAUCAGUCCUCGAUCAACACUACAACCCGACCCUUCAAGUAGUUAAACGACGCCGUGUGUUUGUGUGUGUGUUUGUCCCUUUCUGUGUGCGUUAGUGUAUUGAUGUAUGUGAGCAAGAGCAAGUGGAACAGUCCCCCGUAGAAUGGUAGGCUAACAAUAAAAACAAGCUAAAGCGAAAACGGUCUUCAAAGUUAAACACCAACGUUUAUGCCCCCGGCCCCAAAGGCCGGUACAAAAACGUGCUUCAUUUUGCCAUCUACCGUGAUAUGGGAUGGGUUAUAGUUUUUUUGUUUCGAAUUUUUCCUUGUUAGAUGAUCAUCUCGCUUCGCUUACUGCUACAGUGAGUGCUGAAAGUAUUUGUCUAGCUAUAGUAUAUUUUCCAAGCGACAAAGGUGAGGUUUGGAUGGUGUGAUAGGCAUAUGGAAGGAAAGCUAACGAUCAAAGGGUUUAGUAGUUGGAACAGGAAUAUACACUUCUGUUUUUGUAGAACAGCUUUUAAUAUAAUAUUUCAACAAGAAUAUAAAACCUUUAAAAUGUAAUUAUGGUUGACACAAGCAAACAAGCAAUAAUUAUUUAUUUCUUUAUUUUUGACAACACUUCACAAGUCGUUUCUUCCAUGUGAUUUGACUUAUUUCGAGCAAGAAAUGGCUGGUUGAGAGAGGGUGUUUAUACACUGGAUGGAUUGGAGAGUCUCUAGGCUAAGAGGAAGCAGAUCAUACGUCUGUAAAAUUAGUGGAACCCAAUGAACACUUAAGAGGGAAUAAUCAUGUGGAAAUCUUUCGUUUCUUUGGUCGAACAAUUUAUGAUCGCUGCUAUGCCAUAAAAUAAAUGCAAAUAGAAUAACGAAACGAUCGUUUGAUGAAAAAAAUACUGGAAAUUAUGGUUAAAUGUUGCGAGUUUUAAACUUCAACAAGGAAUGCAGAAGGAUGACUUUUGGAACCGAUUAAAUUAUUUUUAAUACAGGCAAGUUAAACUUGUUCAAAAAAUUGGAUCAGUUCAGAGAAUUUGAUCUAAAAAAAUUCUAUUUGAAUUUUAAAUUUGAAUCUUGUGUACAUCACUAAGUACCGGGGUACUAAGCAUCUCCAACAGCCUCCUCACAUCUCCGAUAUAAGUACAAUUGAUCAUAUUUGCUACGUAUCAGCUAAUAGAAAAAAAAAGUUUAAACGAAAUUCCGUCUUCCGAAACGGCCAGUGAAAUAAUCUCGAUGCCAGUAUAGACUAAUAUCAGUCCCAGAUGCGUACCGAUACCCAACUAAAUACCAGAUUUUUUAGUCUGAUUUAAAUUUUUCCAUGGACAAUUGAAAAAAUAUUUUAUUGACCAUUUUUAAACAAAUCUUAUGUACAUUUUUGAUUUGAAACAAUAAAACCGAUCGUUAGUUUAAACAAAUUGCAGCUAGACAUACACUUUUAGCACUCACUGUGUACGCAUCAGACCACCAUAGCUGCAUAGCGUGACUAGCUAAUAAUGGCAAAAGAAGCGAACCCGUUUGUGUGUUUCUGUGUGCAGCAAAAAGCUUCAACCAGACAGCAAUCUAAAAUUAUAUAAAGAGAAUAUAUCAAUUCACCAAAUUUAAACAAAAAACAAAAAAACGGAACAGAUAAACGGGCAAAACAAAGUUAGCUAUUUUUGGAGAUAUUUUUUUGAGUAUCUUGCUGAUCCUGUGGUCGUACAACAGACAGGGCAGGAUAAGAGCGCGAAUAGGAGGGCGCUAGGCAUAAAUAAGCAUACCAGCGAGCAGCGAGCGAUCAUAUAAUUGUUUAUUGAGUGUUUAGCUAAGCGAGUAGUGUACUACCUAAAUCGAGAACGUGAUCCAAAUGUUAAAGUUGUUACACUAAGCUGGUGAUGGGCUUACUGCGUACGCUACUGGCGUUACAGCAUUGAUGCUAUCCAGAUUCCGUUCGGCUUCUAUUGUACGUCUAAUAUACGCGUAACAUAACCAUUUGAAAAACACUCACCCAGAUACACCGACCGACAUGUAUGGCAGCAUUCAAAUAAGCAUACUGAAAACCUUAAAAACUACACUACCGUCUAAGAAAAACUAAUCCAUUACGCACUAUUAACUAACUGGUGGCUUGCAUACAGUGGCCACAUUACAACGCGAAAGAAAGGAUCCCGUGCUGGCAGCCUGUAGUUGUCCUACGCCACAAUGAAGGGGUUGAAUGGGGACUGUUCUAUAUCUUUUUCCUGUCCAAAGUUCGACCGCAUCUACCACUAUUGGAUGGGGCAAUCGGAGUAUCUAGGAUUUGCUAUGUGUUGAGAAGAGAUCGGAAAAUUAUGUAUUUGUAAUCAUCUUUUGAAAAUAUUUGUAAAACUUAAUAUAAACUGCUUUCGACCGAUUGCUCUAGAGCAUUCAAUCCUAGUUUCCAACAGCUUUUACUCCAUUCAAGCUGAUUUUCCCUAUUGAAGAUAUUUCUUUUACCGGAAAACCCCACUUUAAAAUUAAGUUUUUUUAAGUAACCUCGGGAUAAAAUAAGCUUUUGUUUUCAAUUACCGCCAGCUUGUCUACUUCCCCUUCAAAUAAGUGUCCAACCGAAUUUCCCUCCCCCAUUUCGUUCUUCAUGAAAUCCAUUCAUUGGAACUAAGCCAACAGCAAGAUCACACAAUGGGCACACAAGCAGCGUUAAGCAAAGCAGCAAAAGAAAAGAAAAAAAACAAACGAGCAAAAAUAAAAAUAUAUUGUGGCCUUUUUGAGUAAAAAGAAAGAAAAACGAAGUGACAAAAAAACCCUACAUUAAUCAGCAAACGGUUGCAUGAGCAUAGCGAGGGUAAAUUACACAAGCGCAACAAAAGCUGUUAAUUUACGCGUGAGUAAAAGCAUAGCAGUGAUUUAAGUUUUGUGUGUGUGUGAGUGUUUGAUUUUUUUCUGUUGCCGAUUAGGUUAGCUUCCGUUACGCGUUCAAUUUUGCAUUGGGGGCAACAAAAUCGAAUAUUUGUUUUCUUAUACCAUAUCAGGAAGGUGACGGGAGAGGCCCUUGGGAAAAAAGUGCUAGUGUUACGGUUGAUCGGCAGCCGAGCCUAGGUGGGGGAUCAUCAACGGAGGAUGAAGAUAUUUAAUGAUAAAAAACAACCAACAACAACCACAUACAAUAAACAAAACUAAAACGUGUGUACUGAUUUUAAGAGGAAAAGUAAAGUAAUCAAUAUUUUAUAUACGUUGGCGAAUGGUGUUUUCCUUCAUUUAACCAUGGAAGUGAUUAGAUGGGAAGGAAAUCGCUGGACACGUCGGUCAAGACACAUCGUCGUCCAGAGAAAAUAGAAAAAAAAGGUGAAGAAAGAGGAAAACCCGCCCCCCCCAAAAACACACUUUUUGUGUGAUUUCGUUUCUGUUUUCGGUUCACUUGUGAUUUAAUAAUGAUAAUUAUAAAAAGAAGUAACAAAAUGGAUACCGACUCACAAGCACCGGCUGGUGUGGCAAACAAACACGAGGGGGUAGGUGAGCUAGCUUACGAUUUAAACACAAGCCACAUAAAUCAAAACAUUAUACUAAAAGAAAAAAGGAGCUAGGUCCGUUUCGCAAAACAUACAACAACUGCAGCUGUACUGCUUUAAUGCAUUAUUUCGCGAAGACGAGCGAAAACGAUUUAAAAUAGCAGAGCAGGAAGAGCUGAGGGACAGGAUUGGUAAAACCAUUUGUUAUGAGAUUGUGUGCUGGUGGAAUCGAUUGGUGGAAUAAGAGAUGAAUAAACCAUAAGAAAGUUGUUUUCAAACCA